AUGUCUCGCAGAAUCGCUACAUUCGGUGGUGUUGCUGCUGUUGGUGGAAUUACAUACUACCUGUACAGCGCGGGAGGUGAUCCCAAACUCGCCGAGAAGAAGGCCGAACACGAUGCCGCCUACGCUGCACGCAGGUUGAGGGGCGAUGUCCCAGGCCAGGACAAGGAAGCAAAAAAGGCGGCCGAGGAGGGCUACGAGCAAGUGCGCGCAACUGCCUCACAAUAUGCUAGUAAAGCAAAUGCAGAAGCCGAGAAGGCGGCGCAAAAGUUCGACGCCUACAGCGCAGAAGCAAAGAGGAAGUUUGAAGAGGCCAAGGCUCAAGCCGAGAAGGAGUACCACGAGACUGGCAAGCAGGUCAACGCUGCCGCCAACAAGUUCGAUGCCGUUGUUGAGGACAAAGCUGCAAAGACACAGAGCUGGCUCGGUGGCUUGUUCGGUGGCAAGUAA
Messenger RNA from Plenodomus lingam JN3, 447 nucleotides. RefSeq lists its product as uncharacterized. The record is from RefSeq and is a predicted model, not a curated record. Lineage: Eukaryota; Fungi; Ascomycota; Dothideomycetes; Pleosporales; Leptosphaeriaceae.